Lytechinus variegatus (green sea urchin) is the source of this 1270-nucleotide messenger RNA. RefSeq names its product cyclin-Q-like. Lineage: Eukaryota; Metazoa; Echinodermata; Echinoidea; Temnopleuroida; Toxopneustidae. The transcript is spliced from 6 exons. The record is from RefSeq and is a predicted model, not a curated record. Gene Ontology annotation, biological process: regulation of transcription by RNA polymerase II. Bases 212 to 985 code for a protein of 257 amino acids. Gene Ontology annotation, cellular component: nucleus. Gene Ontology annotation, molecular function: cyclin-dependent protein serine/threonine kinase regulator activity.
GAUGCGACCUUGCAUUGGACGGCCGACGGCGACGUGAUUAUUGUCUGUUGACUUUGAUUUUACGACUCUAAUUUACAAGAAAUUACAGCCAUCGUACGCCACAUAUCCUAUCGGAAGCAACACUGGUCCUCCAACGAAUAGAGGAACCAAGACAAAUUCACAGAUCUAUGAAUGUUGUUACUUGUGAUUGGUGCAAGUUACAGUCAGCAAAAUGAAUCAUAUCAAAUUUGAAAAGGCCAGAGCUGAUGACGUAGAUAUGGAGACUAAUAGGGCUCAAGUUUUAAACAUUUCCAGAGAAGAUUCGGACAAGAAGACCCAUUUUAAGGUCAUCCAUUAUGUGAUGGAAGCAGGAAUCAAGUUACACUUAGAAUCAGUGACAUUGGCAUCUGCAUGCUGUAUAUACCAUCGAUUCUUUGCAGAGUGUGAGCUUAGCAAUUAUGAUCCGUAUUUGAUAGGGGCAACUGCUAUCUACCUGGCUACCAAAGUUGAAGAGCAGCAUGUGAAACUUCGAGACAUCAUUAAUGUGUGCUACAGGAUUCUACAUAAGGAAGAAACACCCUUGGAAGUAGGCAAACAAUACUGGGAACUUAGAGACAGUGUAGUCAACUGUGAACUACUCUUAAUCCGUAUGCUCAAGUAUAACCCAAAGAUCGGUGACCUACCCCACAAGUACCUUGUACAUUACCUGAAGUCCCUUUCAAAUUGGAUGGACAGAAGUGUUUGGGAUCAUACACCAGUCUGUCGGACAGCCUGGGCCAUGCUGAGGGAUAGCUAUCACAGUGACAUCUGCCUUCAAACCAAACCUCAACACAUGGCUGUAGCUGUAAUCUACUUUUCUUUACAAUGUUAUGGUCUGGAGGUGCCACUCAAUGAUGAGGCAGUCAAUCCAUGGUGGAAGGCCUUCUCUGAUGACAUUAAUGAGGAAAAUAUCCAAAGGAUCAUCACUGAACUCAUUGAACUUUAUGAACUGGAUGAUAAAAGGUGACCUCUAUCAUUGAACUCAUUGAACUGGAUGAUAAAAGGUGACCUCUGUCAUUGAACUCAUUAAACUGGAUGAUGAAAGGUGACCUUUAUCACUGGACUGAACUCGUUGAACUGGAUGAUGAAAGAUGACCUCUAUCACUGAACCCCUUGAACUGUACAAACUGGAUCAUAAAAAAGUGACAUCAAAUACUUGUCUCAUUUGAACUGUCCAGUUUGAGUUGGGUGACAAAGAUGUCCCCCAUUUUCAUCAACGACCCAGACCUGAGCCAAAAGUGAAAUUAACAAA